Strongylus vulgaris is the source of this 329-nucleotide messenger RNA. NCBI's taxonomy places the organism in Eukaryota, Metazoa, Nematoda, Chromadorea, Rhabditida, Strongylidae. The record is from the annotation of a GenBank genome assembly.
AUGUCAACUGAAGCAGAUGUGCCGCUUAUCAAUUUCCCCUCUUCGGAAAAUUCUUUUACUAGAGCAUUUCUCGAAUUCGUCAAGAAUUACGAAGCUACACUUGCCUUUAUCGACCCUGUCACGGAGGAGAAGCUGUCGUUUUGGGAUCUAGAAAAGACAGUGAGCCAGAUAAGAUAUCAUCUAGACAAGAUGAAGGUGAGUAAGAGUAACGUUGUCGCUACACUUUGUGGGAACUCUAUUGACUUUAUUCUGAUGUGUUUGGCAGCAAUCGAUCUAGGGGUUGCCAUUGUUCCUAUCAAUCCUGCUUCUACAGUCUGUAAGACUUGAAU